ACUGGGCCUCAUGUGCUCCAGGUAUACCAGCAAAACAUCUGUAUUCCCUAGAGAAACUGAUAACAUCUGCAAAUGCCCAGAGACAGAAAUAGUUUGCAAGCUCGUGUGCAUCAGGACUGGGCAUUUUUUCUCCUGCAGUUUCCUGCAUGUGUGUCUCCUGUGACUGGGCAGUGGAACAGGUGCAGCUCACCAAACUGAACUGUCCACUGGAAGGUGGGAGAUUGGGUUUCCAAGUAGCAGAACCAAAGCGGGGAUCACCUUACAGCUUUUCUGUUCUACCUGCAACAUCAAUAAUUUAAUUGAGGCCAUUGUCCCCUUUGUUCAAACACCUGGCAUCUCAAUGCUGCGGAAGUCUGGAAAGCAGUGCAAGAAAGACAACAGAAAGCAGCAGAAGGGGUCCCCCAUGGAAAACGGUGUGGCCCAGGAGUCUGGAGGCUCUCAGCCUGCUGCAGAAGGGGGAAGAGGUGCUCGGGGCCAGAAUGGCGCAGUUCCAAGACCACCCCAGCCGCCACCCCGGGUGCGGCCUCGGCUCAUCUUCCACACCCAGCUGGCUCACGGAAGUCCCACUGCCAAGAUUGAAGGGUUCACCAGUGUUAAGGAGCUCUAUGCCAAAAUUGCAGAGGUCUUUGACAUCUCCUCAACAGAGAUUCUGUUCUGCACUUUGAACACCCACAAGGUAGAUAUGCAGAAACUGCUGGGCGGCCAGAUUGGUUUGGAGGACUUCAUUUUCGCUCAUGUCCGCGGUGAUACCAAGGAGGUGGAGGUCACCAAAACAGAGGAUGCUCUGGGACUCACCAUCACAGAUAAUGGGGCUGGUUAUGCUUUCAUCAAGCGUAUUAAGGAAGGUAGUAUAAUGAACCGCAUUCCAACGGUCUCUGUUGGGGACAGCAUUGAAGCCAUUAAUGACCAAACCAUUGUCGGAUGCCGCCACUACGAAGUUGCCAAGAUGUUGCGCGAGAUGCCCCAGGCACAGCCAUUUACUUUGCGCUUGGUGCAGCCUAAACGAGCUUUUGAUAUGAUCAGCCAGAGGACACGAAGCAGCAAGAGCUCAAGUGAGGAGAAAAUAGGCAGCGGAAGGGAGACACUACGGCUGCGUGCAACGGGCACUGCCACCAUAGAGCAGGCACCAAGUGAGUUUGAGGAGGAAGCUGCUGAAAAAAUGGAUGAGUUAUUGGAAAGCUACAUGGGCAUUCGUGACCUCGAAUUGGCAUCAAGCAUGGUAGAGAUCACCAAAGAAUGCCAGAGCCCUGAAGACUUUGCUCGCGGGCUGGAUUCGCUCCUGGGUGAAUUUGCCUUCCCGGAAGAUUUUGUCUCAGAGGUCUGGACUGCAGUUUGCAAGAGCAGGGAAAUCCCUGAGUAGUUUCAGGAGAUGAGUUGGGCAAUGAAAGCUGUUUCUUUUCUUUGCCACCCCGCUCAUCCUUUUCUUCUUUUCUCUACUCUGCAAUUCUCCAUAUCUUGCAUGCACUGGCAUCUACAUCUUGGAUUUCCAUCCAGAAUUAUCACCCAUGGCUCAAGGAUGACACCUUUGCAAAAUUUCCAGAGGUGACAGUAGCACCAAUGACCACAUGCUCUCCUACCGGGGUGGAAGGAACUUACCUGUAUGGAGGGAACAGAGAGAUAUUACCAUUUGGGUGGUUACUUCUGGUUAGCAUCUAUAUGGGAUCUUCUUCCAGUAGUAUUCCAAAAUACAAUUGCUAUCCUGUAGUCGGGUGGGCUGCUGGGGGUUCGCAGGGGUUCGGGAGAACCUCUAGCUAAGAUUCUGUGCAGUUCGAAGAACUCCCAAAUCCCACUCCAGGCUGGCCCCUCCUACCCCUCCCCUCCCAGGAAUCCCCACGUGACCUGUUUUGGAUGCAGGUAAAUGCAGGGCGCACAUGGAGGUUUGGAGAGGGCGAAAAACAGGCCUACCGGAAGUUCAGGAAGUCCGUUUCCAGUCUCCAGAGCCUGGGAACCCUCCUGGAGACUCAAGGAAAGCCUCCAGAGCCCGGGGAGGGCAAAAACACUCCCCCCCCCGCAGUGGUACAGGAGGCCGACUAGGCGACGCCCACCAUGGCCACGCCCACCCAGCAACCAGGCAGAGAACCCCUUGCUAAAAAUUUUGAAGCUCACCCCUGCCUGUAGGUCUACGUUAACAGGUCAGGAUGGCAUCUUCUCUGGUUAAGAUCUUUAAGUUACGCUUCUCAUAAUUGCAGAAUAGAUAGGAGAAUGCUAGGAGAAACAUUCUCGGCUUCUUGGCAACUCACCGCACUGCAAUUUCAGGCUUCUCUUAAAGGUGGGUAUUUUUAGUCCAGUUCUGUAACUGGGAAGGAUUUGAACCAUCAUUCUUCACAGUGGUUUCUGCAGGGCAUAGUGAAGUAAGUCAAGAGGACAGCCACGAUAAUAUGACACAUGCAACACCCAUUAAAAAUGGGAAUUUCAA
Molecule: messenger RNA, 2416 nt
Organism: Pantherophis guttatus
Lineage: Eukaryota; Metazoa; Chordata; Lepidosauria; Squamata; Colubridae
Gene: GIPC3
Product: GIPC PDZ domain containing family member 3
Molecular function (GO): protein binding
Source: RefSeq, a predicted model, not a curated record